GUACUAUUAAUUGGCUGGAACUUUUGCCACCCGAGAAAUGGCCUGGCAAACAAGGCAGGAUAAACGGGGAAAAGGUGGAAACAAAGAAAAGUCUGCUGAUGCUGAUAUCCCAACGGUGGCACAGAUUAAAAUUAAAAACAACGGUAAGAAACGAGACGCUAAUGGAAAAAAGUUAAGACACGUACCUCGGCAAUCACAAACAAAUGAACCACUUCCAGCCAAGAAGUUGAAAGAAGAAAAAAGUGUCUCCGAAGACAUUGGGCCUGAAGCUGUAAAACCAGUUAAAACAGAUAAGAAAGCUGUCUCCGAAGACAAUGGGCCUAAAGCUGUAAAAGCAGAUAAGAAAGCUGUCUCCGAAGACAAUGGGCCUAAAGCUGUAAAAGCAGAUAAGAAAGCACAAAAUGAAACGGUUGGAGAGAUUAAGAAAUCCUUGAAGGAAACGAACGGCCCCAAAAUCAAGGAUCCUGAAUUAGAAGCACGUACCUUAUUUGUUGGUAAUGUCCCAAAAGCUACCAAAAAUAAAGAAAUAUCGAAACUUUUUGAACCAUUUGGAGGUUCAGUCGAAACUAUUCGACUACGGUGUGGUGUUCCAUCAAAGCCAACAAUGUCAAAGAAAGUUGCGAUGAAUAGAAAAGAUUUCCACCCUGAGAGAGAUAGUAUUACGGCGUAUAUUCGUUUUUCUUGUCGGGAGGACGCGCUGCGAGUCAAGGAGGAAGGACAACGAGAAGAACUUACCUUGGAUGGCCAUCAUUUGGUGCUUGAUAUGGCAGACGGAAGUUUGCAGCGAGAUUAUAGCAAGACUGUAUACGUUGGGAAUCUUAAUUUUGGGACUCAAGACAAUGAGUUGUGGGAGUUUUUCGCAGAGUGUGGAAAAAUCGAAUCUGUUCGAAUUAUCAGAGACCGUGAUACUGGCUACGGCAAAGGGUUCGGAUAUGUUAAUUUUUUGGAAACUUCGUCCGUGGAGUUAGCGCUGGCCAAAAAUGAUGCACUAUUUAAAAAGAGACCAUUAAGAGUUUCUUUACACCGUCGACGAGAACCUACUGCCUCUGCCUACGGAGGAGGGAACAAAUCAAGUAAUUCUGCAAUAGGACAUUCAAAGACGGGACCAUCUGGUGGUAAUGCCACAACCGCAGUUACUCAGCACAAGAAGAAGACUGGAGUAACACGAUCUCAGGGAAUGCGAAAAAGGAAAGAGGACUUUGCUGGAGACAGAACAGCAGAAUUGGGAAAAUUAGUGAAGCUCAAAAGAAACUUGAAGAAUCGUAGCGCUGAUGACAUGAAGAAAGCCCGGACUUCUAAAAAACUGAACUCAAAUGGACUGUUGGGUUUUGACGACUUUCCAGUUGAAGGGGUUAAGCCGAGGAAAUCUAAGGAUAAAAAGCAUGUACUUGCCAUAAAGUACAACAGGAAGGAUUAAACUAAAUGUAUUUUGUAUGCAUACUGAACGUUUUCAUGUAAUUUAAAUUUGUUUUGGACUAUUGAAGCUAGCAAUUAAAACUAUGCUUCCAAUUGA
Molecule: messenger RNA, 1513 nt
Organism: Folsomia candida
Lineage: Eukaryota; Metazoa; Arthropoda; Collembola; Entomobryomorpha; Isotomidae
Product: RNA-binding protein 34
Exons: 4
Coding region: 38-1417 (459 amino acids)
Molecular function (GO): RNA binding
Source: RefSeq, a predicted model, not a curated record